CAUACAUCCGGUUUCAGACGACGGAGGAUCUGCGAUUAAUGUUGAUAUUUUUGCGAGAUUUUCAAAAUGUAAGAUAUCCAGAAUCUAUCCAGUAUAUAUGGAGAAAUGGGCAGUCAUUUUGUCAUUCCUCACCGUCUCUAUAUUUAUGGCUAACACAGAAUCCAUGUAAUGCAAGAAUUGUUAAGUGCUCUCCAGAACCUGUGCCAAAAGUGGAAAAGCAUUAGUCUGAGGGAACAGAUGAAAACCAAAAACUUUUAUAUUAUGCUAGCCUUCUUGGCAGCAACAUCAAUGUCCUUAUGGUUGCUAAGUAAUCCCACUCCUAAUUUCAACACAAUUGUUGCACAAACCCAUAAACAGAUCAACAAUUUCAAGAAUAUCCCCAGCAACAUUCGAAGCUCAAGCCAAGAAAAUUUUCAUGUGGAUUUAAAAUUACUCGGAAAGCUAGGAUUUGAUGUUGACCCAACUGACCCAGAGAUGGUAAUGAAGUACAGUGAGGAAGAAUUGAAGAGGAUUAAAGCAACAAUUAACAGACCUGUCAUUGCUAUUCCAGCUCUUCCUAAAUCUUUUGAUAAAACGCUAAUUCUUGUCAAAUCAGCCAGCAAAUUUCUACCAGAUGUUCCUGUUGUCAUUUUUGAUCUUGGCAUAAGUUAUCAAAAACAUUUACAGUUGAGUAUUCAUUGCAACAAGACUUCAUCCUGUACAUUAAAAAUGUUUGAGUUUGAUGAAUAUCCAUCUCAUCUUCGAGAUCUCUCUGUUCCAAGCUACAGACCCAUUCUCAUACAGAAACUGUUGAAUGAUAAUGGCACUGUGAUAUGGGUUGAGCCUUCAGGUUACAGUUUUAUAUCUGGUGAUAUUAAACCUCUACUGAGGAGAGCACAGGAAACUGGAAUCAUCGCAUGGACAAGUAAAGAUCCUGUCUCAACCAUAACGUACGACAAAAUGUAUAAAUACUUCAAAGCUUCGGCAGAACAGUAUUAUUUCUUAGAGACAGCCUAUACUAACCAAUUGAUUCUGCACAACAGUGAAAAUCUGCACAAUAAAGUGAUGCUUCCUUGGGUGAAAUGUGCGCUGUCAUCUGACUGUAUAAACCCUGUAGGAGCCUCAAACACGGGGUGCACAGACAGGAAACCUUUAUAUCUGUACAGGGGCUGCCACAAAUAUGAUGUGGCUGCUUUAAAUAUAAUUCUCGGACAAGUUUUUGAUUAUGAUGAAUCAAGGUACAAAACAAAAGAAAAAUUGUUUGGAAUUCUAGAGGAGAAAAAGUCUACGAUACCAGGGAGUCCAAUGCAUGCCUGAGUUUGGAUGAGUAUUUAUUCAUUGCAAGAAAUGUCUUAUGUUUAUGGUUUGAAUGGGAUUGAUAUGGUGCAAUAGUUAUUGUUAGACUGUGAAAUAUGUUCAAAUACAUGAUUGUAUAUGAUAGCCAUAGCAAGUCUGCAUGCGAGGUCAAAAAGCAACUUUGCAAAUUUAUAUAUUCCAUUAUUUACCAGUACAUGUACUAUGUUUGACAACAAUUUUAUAGUAAAACAUAAAGAUGUUAAAAUUCUUAAAAACUUCUUGUAGAAAAAAAGGAAAUACCCGGUACUGUACUCCAUUCAUUAUGAGUACACGUAAAUGCUUAUAUUUUAUAUAAUAUAGAUAGUGUAGGUGUAGAAAAAAAUUUUGAUCAAAAAUUAAUUAACUACAGUUGUUCAUAUUUGUUGAAUACCAUUCUACUACCCCACAAGCUGAAAAAAUUAUGUUUCUCAUACUGUGUAUUAACAUUUUCAAUGAUUAGGGUUAUUUACUGCUAAAAUAAUUGUAAAUAAAAUUCUAUAUUUGUCAUACUUCAACAAGACGAUGUAUUCAGUGGUUCCCAGUUCAAACCUCUCUCCAAGUUUACAUACAGUAACCCAGAACCUUUGUUAAAAUUUGAUAGAAUCAGGUGUUGUAGAAAUAGUAUAUAUAUUUAUUGGUAAUGAAAACAUAUACCGUAUAUAUAUAUACACUAAAUGUACAUGAAAGGUUUAAAUUGAUGAUUGAAGUGUAGUGUAAUUUAGUGCUUAAAUUGCAUCUGUUGCAUCAAAAGUUUUACAGGUUGCAAAUUGAUUUUAUAUAAAUUAAUUCAUGAUGGUAAGAUUUGUUGAAUGAUAGCAGUAUACUUGUGAAUGUAAAUUUAAAUAAUUGUUGUUAUCUAGCGAUUUCACCUAAAAUUAAAAAUACAUGUUCUACAUACCAUGUAAAUAUUCAUGUAUACCAUUGCUUUUGAGUUUUAGUUGAAUUUGAAUUCACUAUAAUUAUAAUAUUCAUUACGUUGUACAUAUAAAUUAAUUUAAUCUUAGUUACAUAACAAUCUGAAAUGUAAAUCAGUCUGAUUAAAAAUCAGAUCCUUGAUCAUCUCCUUAUUUUUUUAUCGUUGCAAUGCAUAUAUUUAUACUACAGAGUAUAUGGAAAAUGCAUGAUAUAUGUAGACAUUUUAAGACGGCAUGUACCAAUUUUUUUAUUGUUUGUGAAGCAAAGAAUGAUUGUAUUUGAUUCAGAAGAUUUCUGAUAAAUUAAAGGUUGCUACAUUUGUAAAUAUGUUUGAACAGUCUGUGUUUCUCUAUUUCUUGAUUUCUAGCAGUAUAAUGCUAUCUAUGGCUCCUUGUGUAGUAAAGAAUUUUAAGGUGGUAUUGGACACCUUUAGAUAUCAAGGUGGUUGAGCAAAUAAUUAAAUUGUAAAUUUGUACAAUAAUGUGCAUUGAGAAAACUCCUUUUUUUUUUAUGUAAAAAAAAGUAAAACCCCCCAGCAGGUUUUAAACGUGUAACUACGAGAUCAGAAGUUAAAGCUUACAUGUAUAAGCUGUAAAAGUGUUUGAACUCAAAUUUUUAUAUCGUUUCUUAGGAAAGAGAGCACCGAGGUGUUCCAUAAAUCCCUAAAAUCCAUAAGAAAAUGAUGUAACUGAAAAGUGUACAGGCAUGGCCAUUUUAUGAGAAAAAGAAGACAUAUAAUUUUUUUGAGAGGAAAUGAAUGAAUGCAUGAUUUUUGUGUGGAUGUGAUAAGUUACACGUACAUGAAGUUUUUUCAGAAUUUACACACUUAGUUUUGAUAUCAUAGCAUCAGAGUAAAUAUGCAUUUUGUGAUUCACCGAUUUUGACCAAUAAAGAUUGAUUUUCAAUUAGAUUAAUGUAUAGUUUAAACAAUUCAAAUCUAAUGUGCAAUGAUCAAGCUACAUUUUAUGUAUUUUUGUUUGUCAGAAUACCUUGAUACUAGUCAGUUGUUACUUCAUCUUUUUUUUUGGGUUGGAAAAAUUGAAUUUCCUUUGAAUUAAGUAUGAUUAAAAAAUGUUCUAUUUGGUAUUUAAACUAUGGUACAUUGUAUUGGUCUAGUUAAUCUUAAUUCUAAAAAUCACAACCAAACAAACUUCAAGGUUUCAUAUUAAUAGAUGGUUUGUCAUUGAUUGAAUAUACUGCCUAUACACAAGACAGGUUCUUAAUAAAUUUGAUAGUUACUGUUUUUUGUUAAUAAAAAAUGGUUAAAAGGU
Molecule: messenger RNA, 3500 nt
Organism: Magallana angulata
Lineage: Eukaryota; Metazoa; Mollusca; Bivalvia; Ostreida; Ostreidae
Exons: 5
Coding region: 169-1296 (375 amino acids)
Source: RefSeq, a predicted model, not a curated record